This is a messenger RNA of Eutrema salsugineum, 459 nucleotides long. RefSeq names its product probable signal peptidase complex subunit 1. The transcript has a single exon. Gene Ontology annotation, biological process: protein targeting to ER. NCBI's taxonomy places the organism in Eukaryota, Viridiplantae, Streptophyta, Magnoliopsida, Brassicales, Brassicaceae. Bases 1 to 282 code for a protein of 93 amino acids. Gene Ontology annotation, cellular component: endoplasmic reticulum membrane; signal peptidase complex. The record is from RefSeq and is a predicted model, not a curated record.
AUGGAUUGGCAAGGGCAAAAGCUAGCUGAGGAGCUGAUGCAGAUUCUGCUCUUAGUCUUUGGCGGAGUUGCUUUCAUUGCUGGGUAUGCAACGUCUUCGUUCCGGACGAUGAUGCUGAUAUAUUCCGGAGUUGUGCUUUUCACGACUAUGAUCACUGUCCCUAACUGGCCUUUCUUCAAUCGUCAUCCCCUCAAGUGGUUAGAUCCAAUCUUAGCAGAGAAGUAUCCGAAACCCGAAAUGACGACUGUUACUUCGAAGAAGAAAAACAAUAGGCUUUAUUAGGUUUGGUUUCUUUGAAACUUCUCUGUUUGUGGAGUGAUUGCCUGAUAUGAGCUAUGGUCUUUUUGAACUUUGAUCAGUUAGUUCUUCAGAAAUUCUCAAUCUUUACCUUUAUAGAUCCUUUUAAUGUAAUGAGAUAUUCUAAAUUGCAAACCUUUGUGAAAGAAUUAGUUUCUCAGA